CCCGCCCAGGGCCGGCUGCAGCUGCGUCCGGGCGCUGUUUGCUCCCAGUUCCCUCCCAGUGCUCCCAGUAAGAGCCAUACUGGGAGGAAAAGCGCUCCCAGUUCCUUCCCGCUGCGCCCAGGAUCGCUCCCGGUGCCGCGCGGGGCGGGGCAGCUUUGGGAGUCCAGCAGGGCAGGGCGCGGCUGCUUUUGGGUGUUGGCACCGCCCAGGCCGGGCUGCGAUCGCAAGAGGAGCGGGAGGAAGAGAAGAGAGAGAGGAGCUGGUGAAGGAAAGGUAUAGAGGAAGAGGGGAAGGGAAGAGGAGGACCAGGAAGAGGAGAGACAGUAGAGGAGGAGGAAAGGGAAGGAGCGGCAGGAAGAGCGGGAGCAGCAGCAGCACCAGCAGCACGCGGUUUCCCCGCUCCCCCGGCUCCGGAAGCAUCGCCUCACGGAACCCGCAGGAUUUCCCAUUCCCAAACCUUGGCCUGAUGGAGGAGGACUCCACAAGGAAGAGGAAGAUGUCCCAGGAGCCCCAGGCAGACAAGGAGCUGAGAACGGGGACCAGGGAGGACAAAUCCCCGCGGCAGAACCUCAUGGAAGAGGCAUUUUUGAAUGGCUCCACGGUGCAGGAAUCCAAACGGGAGGAAAAGCCCUGGAGAUCCUGCAUAGGAGAGGCUGCAAACACAGAUCCCAGGGAUGUGAGGAGGAAAGGUCCACCCUGGGCCAGAGAGGAGGCUGGAGCUCAGAGCUGGGGGUUCAUAAGCAGGUUCAUGAUGAGGAGGCCCACAAGUGCUCGAAAUGUGGGAAGAGCUUCAGGUGGAGAUCCGAACUGAUCUGCCACUGGGUAACCCACACGGGAGAACAACCAUAUGAGUGUGAUAAAUGCAGGAAGAGGUUUCAAAACAACACCUGUUUCCUCAGGCACCAGGGGAGUCACAUGGAGGAGAGGCCCUUCCGCUGCCCUGACUGCGGGAUGGGCUUCAAGCACAACUCCAGUGUCAUCACCCACCGGCGCAUCCACACCGGGGAGAGGCCCUAUGAGUGUCCCGAGUGUGGGCAGAGCUUCAGGUUGAGCUCUGACCUGACUAUUCACCAGAGGAUCCACACAGGGCAACGGCCCUAUGAGUGUGGGGAGUGUGGAAAGAGCUUCAGCCGGAGCACCACCCUGGCUGUCCACCAGAGGAGACACACCGGGGAGAGGCCCUAUGAGUGUGGGGAGUGUGGGAAGACCUUCAGCCGGAGGUGCCACCUGAUGCGCCAUCAGAUGAUCCACACUGGGGAGAGGCCCUACGAGUGUGAGAAAUGCAAGAGGUUUCACACCAGCUCCUGUCUCCUCAGCCACCAGCGCAUCCACACCGGGGAGAGGCCCUAUGAGUGUGGGGAGUGUGGGAAGCGCUUCAGCCAGAGCUCUACCUUGACCCAACACCAAUGCAAGUGCAACUAAGGGAAUCCCUGUGAGUGCCCCGAGUAUGGGAAGAGCUUCGUGUGCUGCUCCAGCUCCAUCCCCCAUGGGAGGAUCUGCACUGGAUGAUCCCCAGUGAUCCCGGUGGGCAGACCCCCGGUGAUCCCUGGUGCCAGUGAUCCUUAUUGGGAAGAUACCUGGCUGGGGGGCUCUACAUCGUCCUGACUCCCCGUGGCCUGGAUUUUCUUUUAAUUUCUUUUGUCCUUUCAAAACACCCAAACUUGGGGUAAAAAUCAAGACGUUGAACUAAGACGAGGACAGGGAUGUGGGGGAUGAUGGGUGUGAGGGAGUUGAGGGUUUCUGGCAGGGACUUGGGACUUGCUCAGGGAUUUGGGCACCCCAGGCCGAGUGGUUCCAGCUGCACUGGGAGACCCUGAUGGAGGUUCUGGGGCAGCUGAUCAAGGAUCUUCUGCCGUGGAACUUCAUGGCCUCUCAUCCUGGUUCCCACUCUCCCUUGUCCAGGAAGCCCUUCUCCCUGCUGUCACCCCUCCUGCACCCUACCCAUUCCAUGUCACCACACUCUCACUCCCAUCCUGCUUCCAUCCCAGUCCGGAUCCCAUGUACAUUUACAUUCCCUGUCCCAUAUUCUCUGUCUGCUUGCCUUUGCCAUGUUCUCAGUCCCAUAUUCCCUGCCCUGUUCCUGUUCUCAUAUUCCCGGUCCCCCUGCUGGUCCUGCAUUUCCAUUUGUUAUUCUCUGUCCCAUUUCCAUAUUCCCAUCCCCGGUCCCAUAUCCUGUCCCUUUCUCCAUUCCCAGUCUCAUUCCUGGUCCCACUCCCAUAUUUCCUGUCCCACUUCCAGUCCCAGUCUGGUACUCUUGGUGCAAUUCUUGGUCGCUCUUCCCAUUCCCUGUAUUAUUCCCACUUCCUGACUCGUAUUUCCAGUCCCAUUCCUGGUUCCAUUCCCAUAUUCCUGGUCCCUAUCCCCAUUUGCAGUCCUGUCCCUUGUUUCACGUCCUAUUCCCAGUCCUUGUCCCUAUUUAUUGGGGUACAUAGGACAGAGAGCACUACAGACUUACUUAACAUAGCCGGUUUGAUAACCAAGAUGCCUUGGCAAGAACAAACAGAGCUUUGAAGAUUACAGGAGAUUGGAUUAAGUCUGUUGAUGUGAAAAGAAGAUUGAAUCAAACUUCUCCAAACAAGAUAUGUUGUAAAAUGUGUGACUUAGUCUGUAUGAUGUUUAACCUGAUUAUUGUAGCAAAAAAUUACUAGCCGUCCUGGAAUAGUAUAUAAGCAUUUGGAAAUUCCAGUAAAAAGGAAUUGUGAUCACUGAA
This is a messenger RNA of Prinia subflava (tawny-flanked prinia), 2710 nucleotides long. Its product is annotated as zinc finger protein 3-like. The record is from RefSeq and is a predicted model, not a curated record. Gene Ontology annotation, biological process: regulation of gene expression. Gene Ontology annotation, cellular component: nucleus. The transcript is spliced from 3 exons. The coding region runs from base 916 to 1422 and encodes 168 amino acids. Lineage: Eukaryota; Metazoa; Chordata; Aves; Passeriformes; Cisticolidae.